Saccostrea cuccullata (small rock oyster) is the source of this 8169-nucleotide messenger RNA. RefSeq lists its product as uncharacterized. NCBI's taxonomy places the organism in Eukaryota, Metazoa, Mollusca, Bivalvia, Ostreida, Ostreidae. The record is from RefSeq and is a predicted model, not a curated record.
UAUCGCUACCUUGAUUUUAUUAGGUAUAAUUUGGGAUUUACAUUUCGCAAUGAAAUCGACAGUUCUUCAAUUUAUAUUGGUGCUGAUAAGUGGAAACAUUAUUUUAGUUAUUGCUCAAGAUCCUUGUUCGACUUCUGUGUAUACUGAGCUUGGAGAUUUGGCGAAAAGAAACCCCUCUUAUGUCCAGGACUCCGUCCCGCUCUGUGACCGAUAUAUUGUACAGAAGUGGUAUAGGGCCAGCUACCACAAAAUGCCAACCUCUGCACCCACACUGGGAAUGUGUGGAACACUAUAUCCUUAUUGGAUGAAUGGUUCACCGCCACAAUCAGGAGAAACGAAAGCAGUGACAGUUUGUCAAGUUGGAUUCAGUGGUAGCUGUUCAAAGCAGCACACCAUAAAUGUAAAGAAUUGUGGAAAUUUCUUCGUAUAUGAAUUGACACCUUUGGAUCUGUGCAACUCUGCAUAUUGUUUUGAACCAGGCAGAUCAUGUGUUUCAGAAGUUCCUUCCAGUAUCACGGUAGCUUACCAUAGUGUUUCCUGGACAACUACGACAACUAUAAACAAUGGAAUAAAACAGACUGUCCACGAACCAGAUGUCAAUCUUGUCUGCCAGUUUCAAAGACUAGCAAAUCAGGAUCUUUAUUAUGACAUCACGUGGUACGCUGACAAUACUGAAGUUCUUAGAAAUCAAACCAUCACCUCAAACAUAUCGGAAGUAGCUUUCUUAUCAGGGACGCAAAUGCUAGCUAAGGGCAAAAAGGCCAACUCAAUGAUCCAUUGUGUGGUUGGAGCAAAACUAAGUGCAGGUGACAGUCCUUGUGAGACCGGCACAAGUUCUCUAUUCUAUGCAGGAAUAAAGGUUUUGACACCAAUACUUCGCAUAAAUAGGGGUCAGAGCGCAAAGGUUGAACUACAGUUUACAAUACCAUUUAUAAAUCAAAACGGAAUUGUUUACAUUCCGGGAAACACGGUUAACGACCAACCAGUGCUGUAUAUUCAAAUGGCGGUUCAUAACAGUUCCUCUCCGAUCUGUGACGAUCCAAACAGAAAAGCCUGUGACAAAGAGAUUAAGGCGUAUAAAUACCACGAACGGGACAAAUAUAAUACAGACGAAUGGAAAGGUAUACAUCAAAUUAGUGUUCAAAAUCAGAACGAUGGAAAUUUCAAACUGAUUGACAAACACAUAACGUUGCGUUUCGAAACGGGAUCAACAAAUGGCCUGGGCAGUGAAAUAUGGGCAUCUAUCACAUUACCAGACAUACAGGUUUAUAUAGAGGACAGCAGUUCGGCUUGGAAGGGGAAAAACUGCCAAUCUCAUACAGAUCCACAUAUGAAGACGUUUGAUGGAAAAUACUAUGAAUGCCAGUUGGAUGGGACUUUCAUAUUGUACAGAAACGAGAUAUUCCAACAAGAGGUACAAGAAAAACACCAUAUGUGUCAUCCAGACUAUUCCUACCCAAGAUGCACUUGUGCGGUUGCUGUGAGGUCAGGAAAAGACGUUUUUAUUGUAGAUAUAUGCAGCACCCAAACGGUCAUCAAUUUUCCUUCUUGUGAGGAUAAAGUUUUAAAAGUCAUCAAAGCAACUGAUAAACUCUAUAAGGUCAUUUUCCCAACAGGCACAUUAGUUGAAAUUAAAUUUACCUCUUGGCCAAAUUGGAAUGAUUGGCAUUUAAAUAUCGAUAUUUACCCGUCGCCCUCUGAUGUUGGGAAUUCUAGUGGUCUGUGUGGAAUCCUUGAUAACGAUGAUACAAAUGACUUUACCUGGAACAAUGCUGAUAAAACCGUGGACAACCACAAUCCCCCUAACGAAUUCUCUAAAUCGUGGAGGGUUGAAAAUGAUGAGGCAGACCUCUUUGACAACAAGGUAUAUGACAGUCUAAAGUCCAUAACAACAGUCUACGACCGUACUUGUACCUGUAAAAGGAAUGCCAAUAAUCCACACGAUGGGGACAUCAUCUGUAGUUACGGCAAUUACAAGAACUGCAAGUUCGCUGUUGGAAAAAGGUACUACUGUAUCUUAAAUCCAGAAGGCCAGUUAAGGAGAAAAAGGGACCUUCGUCAUUUGCAGUCGCUGUCAGCUACUGAUCCUAGAGAAAAGGAAAUUCAUGCAAAGAGUCGAAUGAAGAGACAGACGAAUACUUAUGUGAUGUCUUUUGAAAAUGCGACGACCAUAUGCAAUGAAGCAUUCGAAGCAUCUGCAUCGUAUCUCAUGUGUCAGGAACACGUCAGUGAUCUCUCCAAUACCUCGCUAAUUAACUGCGUGUCUGAUGUCAUGAUGACUGGUGACGUUAACAUCACAAAGAUUCACAUAGAGGCGGCACUGGAGCAAUGCUCAACAUUCGUCGUACUAAACGCCACUUUCCAGGAAACGGAACCGGAAAUAACGUACAGAAUUGAGAGUCUUUGUGAAAACAACUGUAGCGGAAAUGGUGUAUGUAAUUCUGGUAACUGUACCUGUAAUAUCGGGUAUGUCGGUAGCGACUGUUCCUUUGACCUGUCUGGUCCACCCUCUAUAACACACAUCUCUGAUUUUGGAUUUUGUGACAAGACUUCUGAAGCCUGCGAGGAAAUCACUCUGUAUGGGAAGUACUUCCUGGAAAAUAUGAACACCACGUGUUACAUGAGGAGGAAAAUGCUUGCAGAAGAUGGUUCAGUUUUAUCAGAAAUAAACUAUGAAUCCAGUCUUCAAGAAAGAACACUAUUUGAGGGGUACUGUCCCCUUGACUACAAUACAGAUGAGCACUGGGUCAGUGAAUUCAGAUUUAACGUAUCGAACGACGGCAGUAGAUACACAGAGAACUAUAGCGUCUAUACCUAUCAAUCUCUCUGUCAAGAACUGAAAAAUGAUACAGGGAACAUCACAUUUAUAUUUAAGGAUGGUUAUUGCUACAUUAACAAUACCUGUGUGGCUGCUGGAGAUACAAAUAAGGACAAUCUGUGUGAUAUAUGUGACACGGCGAGCAAUAAAUACCAAUGGUCAUUCAACGCAGGACACUGUUUUAUUGAUGGGAAGUGCUCCACGAGAGGAGCAAUCAAUGGUACAAACCCUUGCAGUGUGUGUAAUCCAUCUAUCAACAUAACAUCCUGGUCUUCUAAUCCAGGAUUCUGUUUCAUUGACAACAUAUGUUACUCUGAUGGCCAAGUCAAUCCAAACAAAAGCUGUGAUAUCUGCCAGUCAAAUAUCUCAAGAAGUGACUGGAUAUUUAAUGAAGAAUAUUGUUUCAUCGAUGGAUUAUGUGUCAAGGACGGUGAUGCAGAUGCUAAAAUGGAAUGUAAAGUAUGUAACUCCAGUAUCAGUACAACACAAUGGCAGUUAAAGAAAGAUUAUUGUCUUAUUAACGAUGGAUGUUUUGUGGAUGGAGGCACAAAUUCUUCAUAUCUCUGCCAUCAUUGUAACGUAACUACCAAUCAACUUUCCUGGAGUAAAAACCCAGAAUACUGUGAAAUCAAUAACCGGUGUUUGGCAAAUGGACAGAAGAAUGUUACCAAUGACUGUUAUUACUGCAAUACAUCUUUGGGACAGAGUAUAUGGUCUUUUAGUCCAGAAUGCACAACAACAUCAAUGGUACAAACAACAACCAUACAAUUAACAACUGCAUCAGAAUCUACAACUACCCUAAAUCAACAAGUACAGCUGCACAAACAACACCAGAAGAAAGUACAGCUGCACCAACAACAACAACAACAACAGUACAAACAACUAGUACAGCUGUACCCACAACAACAAAACAAAAACAGACAACAAGUACAGCUGCAACCACAACAAACAAGUACAGCAGCACCCACAACAACAACAACUGAACAAACAACUAGUUCAGCAGCACCCACAACAACAACAACAAUACAAACAACUAGUACAGCUGCACCCACAACAACAACAACAGAACAAACGACCAAUACAGCAGCACCCACAACAACAACAACUGAACAAACAACUAGUAUAGCUGUACCCACAACAACAACAAGUUCAGCUGCACCCACAACAGCAACACCAGAACAGACAACUAGUACAGUUGCACCCAUAACAACAACAAGUACAGCUGUACCCACCACAACAACAACAAGUACAGCUUCACCCACAACAACAACACCAGAGCAAACAACUAGUACAGCUGUACCCACAACAACAACACAAGAACAGACAAGUACAGCUGCACCCACAACAACAAGUACAGCUGCACCCACAACAACAACAAAUGAAGAAACAACUAGUACAGCUGCACCCACAACAACAACACCAGAACAAACAACUAGUACAGCUGCACCCACAACAACAAGUUCAGCUGCAUCCACAACAACAACAACUGAACAAACAAUUAGUACAGCUGCACCCAUAACAACAACACCAGAACAAACAUCUAGUACAGCUGCACCCACAACAACAACUAGUACAGCGGCACCCACAACAACAGCUAGUGCAGCUGCACCCACAACAACAACAGAACAAACAACUAGUACAGCUGCACUCACAACAACAGUUCAAUUAACAAGUACAGCUGCACCCACAACAAAAGUUCAAUUAACAAGUACAGCUGCACCCACAACAACAACACAAGAACAAACAACUAGUACAGCUGCACCAACAAUAAAAACAAGUACAACUGAAGAGAAUCCAGUGAGCAGUAAAUCCAUGACAACAACUCAGGACAGAACAACAGCCUCUUCUUGUGUUGAAUUGAAUAUUGAGAGUAUAACAGUAACUUACUCCAACAUCUCUUGGAACACUUCAAUCCAAACAGAAGGAAAAACAAAGCAGAUCAUACACAACCCGUCAGUGAAUCUAAAAUGUAAUUUUGUCUCUUCCCCUAACAACCAAGUCUUCUACAAAGUGGAGUGGUAUGUUAAUAAUCACACACUCGUCAAAUCAGAGGUUCUACAAGGAUCGCCUGACAAAUAUUCUACAUUAUCAUUACAGGAUUUGAUAUCCUUCAACAGAAAUUCUGGAGUUGAGAUACUCUGCAAGGUUGGUGCUACAAUGGAUCAGCUUAUUGCUCCAUGCAAAAUGUCAGAAAGUAAUUUAUUCUUCGCGGGGAUAAUGAUGAUUGACACUAAAAUUAGUCUUCCCAGGAAAGGCAAGGCUCAAAUUGGUUUUUAUCUGACUGUUCCGUUUGUGACUCCAACAGUCAUGGUAAAUGAUACCGUUAAGGCGCUCAGCUCCUUGAGGAUUCACAGUAACAUUCCUAUGUCAGAAAAUGGUUGUAAAGGUUCAAUAGGUGUUGAUCACUGUACUCUUGAAAUCAAUGCUUAUUCCUAUGACGAAAAGAGAAAGUAUAACUCAGAUGAAUGGCGAAAAAUGCACAACAUUACGGUAUAUCAUAUUGACUCAGAUGGAUAUUACAUCGACAAAACAGCUACACUUCACUUGAGAACAAGUGAAAAUGAAGAUGGAUUUUUCCAUAAUAUGUCUCUAGACAAUAUGUCGAUUGAAAUUUUUGAAGACGACGACAUGUGGAAGGGAAAAUCUUGCGGUUCAAAAACUGAUCCUCAUUUAUAUACAUUUGAUGGAGUGGCAUUUGAUAGCCAUAUUGCAGGGGAGUUUAUCCUGUACCGUAAUUUGAAAUACAAUCAAGAGAUUCAAACUCGUCACGAGAAAUGCCACGUAAAUUACCCUUUCCCGCAGUGCACGUGUGCUGUUUCCGUGCAGUCAGGAAAUGACGUGUUCUUGAUUGACAUUUGUGAAAACAACAAUUUUAUGGACUUUCUUAGAUGUCAAGAUAACGUUAUUGAAGUAUACAGAAUUACGGAUAAAAACUAUAAGGUACUACUCCCCACUGGAACCUCUGUGACCAUAUCAUUGGUGGAAUGGCCCGUUGAAGGAUCAUGGCAGAUAGACCUAGAUAUCUACCCGUCUUUGGCUGACUUUAACAACACUGAGGGUCUCUGUGGAACGUUAGAUGGCGAUAGACAAAACGAGUUUACGAACAAAAGCGGAAGCAGACUGAGCUUGGAAUUUCCUGAUGAGUUUUCUAGAUCCUGGAUCGUCCAGAACCACGAAAACCUCUUAAACAGUGUACCAUUAGAUCGCCCGCAAAUAUCCAAAACUCUUGAUAAAAUUUGUUCUUGUCCUGUCAACGGGGAACAGUGUUCUUAUCACACAUUCUCAGAAUGUUCGAAACCUAAAGGAAAACAGUUCCAUUGCUCUCAAACAAUGGGCCAGGUGCAACCAACACGUAGAAAGAGGGCUGUUCAUCUGAACAGUAACCCGGAAUAUUCUGUUCAAGGAAGUAUUGCCGUUGGUCGACAAAAGCGGGAUCAAACAAUUUACGUCUCAAACCAGACCAUAGCUGAGAGUGUCUGUAAAUCUGCGUUUAUAAAUUCAGCUCCAUUCCAGACAUGUGAGCAGUAUGUCAGUGACAUGACCAAUGCCUCGCUGUCGAACUGCAUCAUGGACGUCAGAUUGACUGGAGAUGUAAACAUAACAGUGAUCCAUAUUGAAGCUGCCCUUCAGCAGUGCAUUAACUUUCUAGACCUGAACACCACACUAAAGACAGAGCAGCCUGAUGUCACGUAUCAACUUCAGUCGCUGUGUUCAAAUAAUUGUAGUGGUCAUGGAGUCUGCAACGAAGGUAACUGCACGUGUGAUUCUGGGUUUGGAGGAAAUGACUGCUCUUUCAAUGUCAGAGCACCCCCCUCAAUUCUUAACACUGCACCAAAUAGAACUUGCGAUUUAUCUUCACGGACCUGUUCCGAAGUUCUCCUAGAGGGCAGAUACUUCCUUGAGGAUAUUAAGAAAACGUGCUUUAUUACAAGAGAGUUGGUGCAUCAUAACAACACAAUCAUGCAUAUCACUGACAUUGAAGAACCUCUAGAUGACCGAACGUUAUUUCAAGGAGCGUGCCCUUUGCCUGAGGACAGUAGGGUGACUUGGAUUACCAAGUUUACAUUCAAAAUCUCCUACGAUAGAAAUCAAUUCUCCCCGUCUUACUCGAUAUACAAAUAUCAGUCAAAAUGCCAGCAGAUUUCUAAUGUCAACGGUGCUGAACAGUUCAACCUUAAGGCAGAGUAUUGUUUUAUUGACAAUACGUGCGUAAGACAUGGAGCUUUCAAACCAGGAAAUAGCUGUGAGGUUUGCAAUCCUUCAAGUCAAAAGUUCGAUUGGUCAUUGAAUAAAGAUUGUAUUUCAACCACGUUGACGCCAACAAGCAAGGAUCCAUUUACCAGUCUUGCUUUCAUUAUCACUGUUUCUGCAGCUUCUUCAGUUGUUCUUGUGACUUUACUUGUUGCCGUUCUUGUCUGGUGGUGUCGAUCGCCUACUAAACGUCACUUCAAUGAUGAUGACUCAACAAGAGACUUGAAUGUCCCUAGAUGGAGAAGGCACUUUGACGACGGAGAAAAAUUCCAAAAGUUUUACAUUCCAAGAGGUCGGCGACACUCGGGUCAACAAAAUUACAGGAAUCAAGAAAGCAGUUAUUAGUGCUGGGCUGACAUCGAACAGUUUUGGAGGGUUACUGAAUAGUUGUAUUUCAAAUAUUUAACAUAUCAACCGACAUUUUUUUAAGUUUAAUUUAUAACAAAGUGAAGAUCCGUUUUGAAAUAUGUUCUUGGAAUGAAAUAUUAUUGUAGCUAUACAUGACAUCCUAUUGUAGGUUUUAGAAAAAAAAAAUUGAGGCAAACUCGGAAAGAGUAGAGUAAGGAAUACCUGUACAUUACAACUUGUAAAAAAUACAUAGACUGACUACACAAAACAUUACAUGCUGUGAUUUUAUUUUUAUUAACUAUUUCUUGCUCAAUCUUUUGGAUGUAUUUUCUGAUGAAUUUACGAUAUGUAUAUUUUAAAAGAACAUUUAAAGGGCUUUGUAAAAUUUAUAUUUCUUAGCAUUUCAUGAAACCUUCAGGAUAAUCGAAGAUAUAAUGCUACUUGUAAUUGAAAUCCAAUUUGUCAUUUUCACUCCUAAAAUUUGUCGUUUUAUUAUUUCAUUACAUUUUUCGAAAUAAAUAGCGUCACCAUGAAUGGUUAUUUUAAAGACUGCUCGUAUUACGCUUACGAGAACCAAGUAAGCUUUUUUCAUCGAAGAAUAUGCAGCCCCCAUAUGUCUGUUCUGUUUAUUCAUUUAAAAUUAUAAGAUGUCCUGAACCAAAGGGCGAAUAUUCAACCACCCUUGUACUAGAGACAGGCUUGCACAUUAACGUAAGCAACCUUUUUAUUAUUUUUAGUUAAUGGACUAUUAU